Messenger RNA from Manis pentadactyla (Chinese pangolin), 1732 nucleotides. It is a transcript of the gene LURAP1L, whose product is annotated as leucine rich adaptor protein 1 like. The transcript is spliced from 3 exons. The coding region runs from base 703 to 1377 and encodes 224 amino acids. The record is from RefSeq and is a predicted model, not a curated record. NCBI's taxonomy places the organism in Eukaryota, Metazoa, Chordata, Mammalia, Pholidota, Manidae. Gene Ontology annotation, biological process: positive regulation of canonical NF-kappaB signal transduction.
AUACCUGUAUGAGGCACUCCCGACUACAGCAGGACGCUGAGGCUGCUACUAGCAGCAAGGUUGGGAAAAUUUGUGUUGCUCUUCUUGCCUGUGAUAUACGGUACAAGGGUUGGCCCUGGUUUGGUCCACCUGCCAGCGGAGUUUAAAGUUUCUGAGGCUGGGACGAACACAAUGACUUGGAUCAAACGGCCUAAAUGGGAAGAAGGGUAUUUCUGCUGCAUCAAGGAAGCCGUUAAACUCCUGCUAGACUAAGCAUCUCCACCACCGACCUCCGCUAUCACUGACUAGAGAUUAUUUUUGACAGUCCAGGAUAUUUCGAAAGCUUGGAGACACAUGGCUGGAAAGUGAAACGAACAUGGAGUGUGGCCACAUCAUUAUUUUGUGUCGCGAGCUUGCAUUUUCUCCCCGCUCUGCAAUAUCAAUUAACUCAACUUUGCAGUGGGGGUAGCCAAAAAGGAAGAGGGCCUUAGAAAGUGUCGGAGGAGCUGCAGUGCCCAGGAAACCGCGGCUGCGACCCGCCGCGUCCUGUGAGGAUCUCAGGGUUGACAGAGCGUCGGCGGUUAUGGAGCCGACGGUGCCCGCGGGCUGCCGUUAGAGACCCAGGAGUCGGGAGCGGUCAGCUCCUUUCGCGGCAGCCUUGGAGGCCGCUGCCCGCUCUGAUCCACGGCGUUUCAUCACCAUUAUCCUAAUUACUGGGAAGUCAUGGAAGACGGCCCGCUGCCAGAUCUCAGAGACAUCGAGCUGAAGCUGGGGCGCAAAGUACCGGAGAGCUUAGUGCGCUCGCUCCGCGGGGAGGAGCCGGCGCCCCAGGAGAGGGACCGGGACCCUGGCGGGGGGAGCGGCGGCGGCUGCAGUUCUGGCAACAGCAGCUGCAGCUUCCCUCCCUCCCUGUCGUCCUCGUCCUCGUCUUCGUCCAGCCCGACCUCCGGCUCCCCGCGACGACGCCACUGCAGCGCCCUGGAGAGGCUAGACACCAAGCUCCACCUUCUCAGGCAAGAGAUGGUUAACCUCCGAGCCACAGAUGUCAGGCUCAUGCGCCAGUUGCUCAUUAUCAAUGAGAACAUUGAGUCCAUCAAGUGGAUGAUUGAAGAGAAAGCCACCAUUACCAGCAGAGGCAGCAGUCUCAGUGGCAGCCUGUGCAGUUUACUGGAGAGUCAGAGCACCUCCUUGCGUGGCAGCUACAACAGCCUACAUGAUGGCAGUGAUGGACUGGAUGGCAUCUCCGUGGGGAGCUUUCUGGACACUUUGGCAGAUGAUGUCCCAGGCCAUCAGACCCCAUCAGACUUGGACCAGUUCAGUGACAGCUCUAUAAUAGAAGACUCACAGGCACUGCACAAGCAUCCCAAAUUGGAUUCUGAAUACUACUGCUUUGGCUAGCAACCCUGUUUCUGCAUGGGACUGGUGUGCAAUUCACUAGUAUUUAUCCUUCUCUGCUGCUAUAUUUUUUGGUGUGAUUUUUUUUUAUAUGACCUUUUAAAAGAAGCUUCUUUUGAAACUGCUUGAUGGUAUUUCUGUUGCCCCUAAUAUUUCUCUUCUGGACUGACUUAUCUUUCUCUCUCACAUCUCUGUUUUUAUUUAUUAUAAUAAUUUUCCUCCCUCUUUUACGGUGGCACAAAUAUUGUAGGGGGAAAAAAUAAGCAAUAAUUGUUUUUGAUUUUGUUUUCAGAGCAAGGGGUCAGGGAUUACAAGAAAAACUUUGCUAAAUUUUACAAUAAAGUCUGAUAACACUUAA